Messenger RNA from Arabidopsis lyrata subsp. lyrata, 2256 nucleotides. RefSeq names its product RNA-binding protein 39. Gene Ontology annotation, molecular function: RNA binding. NCBI's taxonomy places the organism in Eukaryota, Viridiplantae, Streptophyta, Magnoliopsida, Brassicales, Brassicaceae. The transcript is spliced from 16 exons. The record is from RefSeq and is a predicted model, not a curated record. Bases 220 to 1992 code for a protein of 590 amino acids. Gene Ontology annotation, cellular component: nucleus. Gene Ontology annotation, biological process: mRNA processing.
GAAAGUAAACCUAUAGUUGCGACCACCUCACAAACUUCGUCUUCUUCACAAAGCUUUUUUCUUGCCCUAGAUAGCGCGAGCGGGAGAUUCCAGAUUGAGAGCAGCUUCGAGUUUCUCUCUCCUCGCCGUUCCUCUUCGCUUCUUCGAGUUUCGUUACCAGAGAGAUUCUAGGUAUUGAGGGAGAGAGUGGUCUGGUGUUGAAGUGAUUUGACUUGUAGAAUGGACUUUGAUGAGUAUGAGUACCUAGAGAAGACAGUUGAAAAUCCCCACUUGGAGAAUGAAGUUGGGAAUGGUGGUGGUGAUGAGAAAGUCAAAUCUGAAGGGAGAGAGCGGAGUAGAAGCUCAAGGCAUAGGGGUGACGAGAAGAAGGAGAGGGAUGAAGACGAGGAUGGUCGGCGUUCUAAGCGGUCGAGAUCUCACCACCGUUCACGGUCUAGGGACAGAGAGAGGGAUAGGCAUAGGAGUAGCCGGGAGCACAGAGAUAGAGAUCGUGAAAAGGAUAUAGAUAAAGAAGAAAGAAAUGGGAAAGAUAGAGAGAGGGACAGAGAUAAGGAUCGAGAUGGUAAAGGGCGUGACCAUGAAAAAGAUAGGGAGAGAGAUCGGUCACGAAGGAGUAGAAGUCGAUCAGAGCGACAUCGGAGUCAGGAAAGAGAAAAGAGCCUGGAAAUAGAACCUAAGGAAAGAGAGACCAAGGACCGGGAUAGAGAUCGCAGGUUCAUACUAAUGCUAUUAGGUCCAUUGGUAUUGCCUUCUGUACAACUUGAUGGGGCACUUCCCUGCAGGGCCAUCUCGUGCUUCACACGCCAUAAAGAUAAGAAGGAGGAUAAGGUAGAACCUGAGGCUGAUCCGGAAAGAGAUCAGAGAACAGUUUUUGCUUAUCAGAUUGCUUUGAGAGCAACAGAAAGGGAUGUUUAUGAAUUCUUUUCUAGAGCUGGCAAGGUGCGAGAUGUACGGAUAAUAAUGGAUCGAAUUUCCAGGCGUUCCAGGGGAAUAGGGUAUGUGGAGUUUUAUGAUACAAUGUCUGUCCCCAUGGCUAUUGCUCUAUCUGGACAACCUCUUCUUGGUCAGCCUGUUAUGGUAAAACCUUCUGAAGCUGAGAAGAAUCUUGUUCAGUCAACAACUGCUGCUGCUGGAGCAGGGGGGAUGUUGGGCCCCUACUCCGGCGGAGCUAGACGUCUUUAUGUUGGUAACCUCCACAUUAACAUGUCAGAAGAUGAUCUGCGAAAGGUUUUUGAACCAUUUGGGAGUGUGGAGCUGGUGCAAGUACCUCGUGAUGAAACUGGCCUCUGCAAAGGAUUUGGUUUUGUUCAGUUCGCCCGCCUGGAGGAUGCUAGAAACGCACUGAAUCUAAAUGGGCAGUUGGAGAUUGCAGGUCGUGCAAUCAAGGUGUCAGCUGUAACUGAUCAAACUGAAGUCCCAGAAGCUGGACAGACGCAAACCACCGGUGAUUUGGAUGAUGAUGAUGGAGGUGGCCUGUCUCUGAAUGCACAAUCGCGGGCGCUUCUCAUGCAAAAGCUCGAUCGCAGUGGAACUGCAUCAAGCACUGGCCUUACUACAGCUGCAUCUAUUCACGGUGGAGUAUCUACAAUCUCUUCAUUGGCAGCUCCUGCACUUGUACAAGGGUCUUUUCCUGCUGUUGCUGGACUCGCAGGGGCCGGCAUUAUUCCUGGUGUAAUAGACCCAGUUGGUGUCCCCAGCGAAUGUCUGCUGCUUAAAAACAUGUUUGAUCCAUCUACUGAGACUGAAGAUGAUUUUGACAAGGAUAUAGAAGAAGAUGUUAAAGAAGAAUGCUCCAAAUUCGGAAAUCUGAAUCAUAUCUAUGUUGACAAGAACAGCGUUGGUUUUGUCUACCUGAGAUUUGAGAAUGCGCAAGCAGCCAUAGGUGCACAACGUGCUCUCCAUGGAAGAUGGUUUGCUGGAAAGAUGAUUACUGCGACUUACAUGACUACAGUGGCUUACGAGGCCAAAUUCCCCGAGAGUAAGGUCGGUUAAAGGUACCGAGAAAAAGUUGUUAUUAUGGUUGUCAAAGCAUAAAUGAAGAUAAAAUCUGCGGUGGUGAAUGAAGUUUACUGUCCUAAAGAGUAUUACAAAUUCAAUCUUGUGUCAAAUUUAUGUUUAUGCUUUUAGCCGCUUCUUGUAUUUUUAAGUCUCGGUAAUGUGUGUGCCGGUAACUUUGAAACCUUUUCAAGUCUUAAUUCAGUAUUUGUAUUAUGCGAACAUGUUUUCGAUUUCAUAAGAAUGUUUUGACUUUUUUUA